Messenger RNA from Acanthamoeba castellanii str. Neff, 513 nucleotides. Its product is annotated as acetyltransferase, GNAT superfamily protein. The coding region runs from base 1 to 513 and encodes 170 amino acids. The record is from RefSeq and is a predicted model, not a curated record. Gene Ontology annotation, molecular function: acyltransferase activity, transferring groups other than amino-acyl groups. Lineage: Eukaryota; Discosea; Longamoebia; Acanthamoebidae. The transcript is spliced from 5 exons.
AUGGAGUUAAAGUUACACUUCAGGCAGUGUUCGCUGUCGGACUUGGAUCGCUUGGACGUCCUCGAGACCGCGUCCUAUCCGGAGGACGAGGCGGCGUCCAGGGAGAAGCUGGCGUUCCGACUCACCCACGCCGCACCCUACUUCCGCUGCGCCACCACCGCACAGAACGGCGAGGAGCAGGUCGUCGGGUUCGUGUGCGGCACUCUGGCCGUGGGCCAGACCCUCACCCACAGUUCCAUGUCCCAACACACGCCCGAGGGCUCGACUCUGUGCAUCCACUCGGUGGUGGUCGACGAGCGGUGCCGCGGGAACAAGGUGGGCACGCGCAUGCUGAAGGAAUACAUGCACCACGUCGCCAGCCACCAGGCCAACGUCGAGCUGGUGCUCCUCCUGUGCAAGGCCAACCUCAAGCCCUUCUACGGCUCUUGCGGUUUUGAGGAGGUGGCCGAGAGUGGUGUGGUGCACGGCCAGGAAAAGUGGUUCGAGAUGAAGCAUGUGCCGCGGCGGCAGUGA